Molecule: messenger RNA, 1011 nt
Organism: Coniophora puteana RWD-64-598 SS2
Lineage: Eukaryota; Fungi; Basidiomycota; Agaricomycetes; Boletales; Coniophoraceae
Product: kinase-like protein
Exons: 5
Coding region: 1-1011 (336 amino acids)
Biological process (GO): peptidyl-serine phosphorylation
Cellular component (GO): nucleus; cAMP-dependent protein kinase complex
Molecular function (GO): ATP binding; cAMP-dependent protein kinase activity
Source: RefSeq, a predicted model, not a curated record
AUGCCGGCGCGCUCCAAGGGCACGUACCGCCUCACGGAUUUUCACAUUGAGCGCACGCUCGGGACGGGCAGCUUCGGGCGGGUGCACCUCGUGCGGAGUCGACAUAACAUGCGGUAUUAUGCGAUCAAAGUGCUCAGCAAGGAGAAGAUCGUGCGGACGAAGCAGGUCGAGCAUACGAACAACGAGCAGGCGAUGCUCGAGAUCGUGCAGCAUCCGUUCAUUGUCAACCUCUGGGGCGCGUUCCAGGACUGCGCGAAUUUGUAUAUGGUCAUGGACUUUGUUCCUGGUGGGGAGCUGUUUACGCUGCUUCGCAAGUCUGGAAGAUUCCCUGAUGCUGUUGCAAAGUUCUACUCGGCCGAAGUCGCGCUGGCCCUUCAUCACCUUCACUCUCGGGAUAUCAUCUAUCGUGAUCUGAAACCCGAGAACAUCUUGAUCAACCACGACGGCCAUAUCAAAAUCGCAGACUUUGGGUUCUCGAAGAUGUGCGACAACACGACUUGGACGCUGUGCGGUACGCCUGACUAUCUUGCUCCCGAGAUCGUUCGGCAACAACGGUAUAACAAGAGCGUCGACUGGUAUGCGCUCGGUAUCCUCAUCUACGAGAUGCUCUGGGGCUACCCUCCCUACCACAUGGAGGAGCGGAACCACUUCCAGCUGUACGAGAUGAUCCAGCAGGGGCCGCGGUGCAUACGGCGCUGGCCCGCUUUCGAGCGGUGGGCGACGGACCUGAUCCUGAAGCUCAUGGACGAAGACCCGACGCGUCGACUCGGCAACAUGAAACACGGUGCGCGGGACGUGUUCGCGCAUCCGUGGUUCAAGGAGGUCAACUGGGAGCAGCUGCUCCAGCGUACGAUUCCAGCGCCGUAUGUGCCGAGGAUAUCGAGGGCGGGAGAUGCGAGCGCAUUUGAGCUUUACCCUGAAGAUAACGCGACCGCCAUGUAUGGGAUUUCAGCUCCGGACCCGUACGGCGUUGACUUCCCCAAUUUCGAGCACACAUCCCCCACGCCUUGA